Molecule: messenger RNA, 3983 nt
Organism: Anoplopoma fimbria (sablefish)
Lineage: Eukaryota; Metazoa; Chordata; Actinopteri; Perciformes; Anoplopomatidae
Product: integrin alpha-5-like
Exons: 30
Coding region: 123-3320 (1065 amino acids)
Biological process (GO): cell adhesion mediated by integrin; integrin-mediated signaling pathway; cell-matrix adhesion
Cellular component (GO): integrin complex; external side of plasma membrane
Molecular function (GO): integrin binding
Source: RefSeq, a predicted model, not a curated record
GCUGAAUGGGGGGACUUAAUAUCCGGGACACACGUUUAUGAUCACUACAUUGAAGGAACGGCACGGAUGAUGCGUUUUGCGCCUCGGCCGUUCAAUGAAAGAGGAGACGCGCAAAAGAAGAGAUGGGCACCGUUCCUGCACUUUCACUUACCCGGUCGCCGGGGGAACGCUGUCGUCGCGCCUCUUCGGUCGUACCUGUAGUGGCGGUGGUGGUUCUGGUUCUGGUUCUGGCGCAGCUGUGCGCCGCUUUUAACUUGGACGCGGAGGACAGCGUCGUUUUCUCCGGACCGCGGGGGAGUUAUUUCGGCUAUUCGGUGGAGUUCUUCGGCAACUCAUCCAGUAUCAGUGUUUUGAUCGGCGCCCCGAAAGCCAACACCAGCCAGCCUGACGUCACUGAAGGAGGAGCUGUGUUCUUGUGCCCCUGGAGCCAAGCUAACUGCAGCAUGAUCAACUUUGACAAGCAAGGUGAUCGAUAUUUUUACAUAAAUGGUGUGAACACUCAGGUUGAGUUCAAGUCCCAUCAAUGGUUUGGAGCCACUGUGCGUUCCCAUGGAAACAGCAUCCUGGCUUGUGCUCCCAGGUAUUACUGGAGGACCGAACAUGAUAUACCCUUGGCCGACGUCACAGGAACCUGCUACCUCUCUGUAGAUGGUCUCGAAACGUUCGUGGAGUACGCCCCCUGCCGAACAGAAAGACACGGACCUGUUGGACAGGGCUAUUGUCAGGGGGGAUUUAGUGCAGACUUCACCAAGGAUGGCAGGGUUGUGCUUGGAGGACCGGGCAGCUUUUACUGGCAAGGCCAGCUGAUUUCAGCCACCACAGAGGAGAUUGUGAAGGCCUACUACCCCUCUUACUUUCUGCUCUCAGUCGCCGGGCAGAUUCAGACACGACAGGUGCAGGGGAGCUAUGAUGACAGUUACCUUGGUUACUCCGUGGCUGGUGGCGAGUUCAGUGGGGAUGAUGAUGAAGAUUUCGUCACAGGAGUUCCAAAAGGACUCAUGCUGUAUGGUGUAGUGUCAAUAUUAGAUGGAAGGGAUCUGAAGUCUCUGCUCAACUUGACAGGGGAGCAGAUGGGGUCCUAUUUCGGCUACGCGGUGGCAGCCACCGACAUCAACAACGAUGGUUUGGAUGACCUGGUGGUGGGAGCUCCAAUGUUCAUGCGUCGAGGGGUCAAUGGGCGUCUGGAGGAGCUGGGUAAGGUGUAUGUGUACCUCCAGAGGGGCCCUCUGCUGCUGGAGCCAAGCCAGUCCCACCUGCUGGGUCAACAGGCCUUCAGCCGGUUCGGUACGUCGCUGGCUCCGCUGGGUGACCUCAACCAGGAUGGAUUCAAUGACAUGGCCAUCGGCUGUCCCUACGGAGGAGACGAGCAGCAUGGAUUGGUUCUCAUUUAUAACGGCCAUGCCGAAGGACUGAUGGACACACCCACUCAGACUCUCUCUGGCCAAUGGGCUUCCAGCUCUUUCCCAGCCAGUUUUGGCUUCUCCCUACGAGGCAACAAAGAUCUGGAUCAAAACGGAUAUCCAGAUCUGGUUGUUGGUGCUUUUGGGGUUGAUAAAGCGGUGCUAUACAGGGCUCGGCCGAUAGUGAGCGUCAGUGCGUCUCUCACAGUGCAGCCGACCAUGUUCAACCAGGAGGAGAAGCCUUGUGAGCUGAUCACAGAGAAUGAAACCAUCGGCGUGUCUUGUGUCAGCAUCGGAUUCUGCCUGCUGGCUAAUGGGAAGCACCUCCCCUCAUCUAGGUCACACACACACACACACACACAUCUAGGCUUCGUGGUGGAGGUUCAGUUGGACAGUGUGAAGCAGCAGCAGAAGGAGUCCAUCAGGAGGACCCUGUUCCUGGACAGCCAGCAGCCCAGUCUGCUGAAGACCCUCCGCCUCGCCAACGGAGAACGCUUGUGCCACGACGCCAAGAUCUACCUGCGGGGCGAAGAGGAGUUUCGGGACAAACUCUCCCCCAUUUCCAUCAGCCUUAACUUCAGUCUGGAUCCUCAUGGCCCAGUUGACCAGCAUGGCCUCAGACCAAUCCUGAAUUAUGAGACAGAACAGCGUAUAGAGCAGAAGGCCCAGAUUCAGCUCGAUUGCGGAGAGGACAACAUCUGCGUCCCUGACCUCAAGCUGGCUGUUUACGGUGACAGAGCAGAAGUUUACCUGGGUGAUGAAAACUCCUUGAGCCUGACAUUCAAUGCCAGGAACGAGGGAGAGGGAGGGGCGUACGAGGCCGAGCUCUACGUGGUGCUUCCCCCAGAGGCCGACUACAGCGGCAUAGCACGCAACAAUGUGAGCUUGGCUCAGCUGACGUGCAGCUAUGAGGCAGAAAACCAGACCCGCUAUCUCCUGUGUGAUCUGGGAAACCCCAUGAAGUCUGGUACCAGUUUAUGGGCCGGCCUCCGGUUCACUGUGCCCAGACUGAAGGACACUCACAGAACUGUACAGUUUGAGCUCCAAAUACGAAGUAAAAAUGUAAACAACUCAGAGAGUGAGGUGGUGCUGUUGGAGCUGGAGGUGGCUGCCAUGGCUGAUGUCAUUCUGCAAGGUGUCUCUCGCCCAGACAAGUUCAUUUUCCCCCCUCCCAACUGGAGUGUGAGUCAGAGUCUGAGGGAGGAGCGGGACAUCGGGCCUGAGCUUCAGCAGGUCUAUGAGUUGGUGAAUAACGGUCCCAGUGUGGUCAGCCAGACCACUUUAGAGGUGAGGUGUCCUCUGAGGGCUCACGGCCACCAGCUGCUCUACCCUGUGGAGGUGAUCACUGAGGGGCCGCUCAGCUGCUCCUCCAAACACACCUUCAAUGCACUGAAACUCAAGCUCCAGCCUCCAGCAGCAGAGAUGAAAUCCAGCACUGAGCACCACAUCCAGAGGAGGGAGGUGUACAGAGAUCUUCUGUCUGAACAAGGAAACCUGACGUGCUCCUCAGUGGAGUGCAGGCUGCUGCAGUGUGAGGUUGGGCUGCUGGAGAGAGGGGCCAACGUUAUCCUGACUCUACGCUCCAGACUGUGGGCUGAGACCUUCAUGGAGAGGGCCUAUAAGCAGUAUGUUCUGGAGUGUUCUGUCCAGUUCAAGGUGAACAGGAUGCCUUAUUCUAUUCCUCCAAAAUUCAAGCCAACAGGAUCCAAAAAGGUGGUGACGGCUGUGAUGUGGAACAAGCCGGACAUUCCGUUCCCCGUUCCAGUGUGGAUCAUCAUCCUGGCUAUUCUGGCUGGGUUGUUAUUACUCGCCCUGCUCAUAUAUCUGCUAUACAAGAUGGGCUUCUUUAAAAGGUCAGAUCCGUACGGCACCACCAUGGAGAAGGCCCAGCUCAAACCCCAGGCGUCCUCUGAAGCCUAGAUCUGAGACGGAGCCUCCCUUACAGCUGCUCCAAAGAAUUGGAAUCAUCCUCCUUUUUCCCCCAAACAAAUAAGGAAACUUGCUAAUGAAAAAAGCAGACAACCCAUUUGUGAACGGACAGCUACGGCUGCUGCAUCACUGGACCUGCACUUAAAUGGCGAAGCAGGAAAGGCCACAAGGGUCGUGCUGUUUCGGACAUGAAGGCAAAGAGGAUGUUCCCCUUAAGGAUCUCAUCUCUGUGGAAAAAUGCUUCGUUGGAAUAUACUCCUUGUGUCGUGUUGACCCGGAAAGGAUUAGAACUUCAUAGCCCAUAUCGGCACAGGAAAAUACAGUAAAUGCACCUCCAACAAAAGGCACUAAUGCUGCAGUAUUUCUCCAUUCCUAAAAGGUGCGUUCAAGCCAUGUUUGCAAUCCCAGCGUUCAAUAAGCCUUUGUAUGAUUUAUACACCACUCUUUAUUUAUGGCACAGUGUUUCUCCCGUUGGUUGUUGAAUGUUGUACUGUACUGUCUGCAGGACAAUCCUGAUGAAACUGCAACGCUUAACUUGAACUAUUCCUCUCCCAUAUUGGGAGGUAUUUUGUGUAUGUUGUGAUGUAUGUAAUGUGUUCAUUGCAUUCUGACCCAUUGCUGUUGUGGCCCAGAAUAAAAGCAUAAUUUUGUAUA